AUGUCGACCCUCAUGGCUGCUCCGCUCGUGACCAAGCUCCCACCUAACUUCCUAUGGGGCUUCGCAACGGCCAGCUUUCAAAUUGAAGGCUCGACAAACGUCGACGGUCGAGGACCUUCCAUAUGGGACGGAUUCUCGCGUAUUCCCGGUAAAACACUCGACGGAAAGAACGGAGAUGUGGCUACCAACUCGUAUAAGCUCUGGCAGACCGACAUUGCUCUCUUAAAACAAUACGGCGUCAACACAUACCGAUUUUCCCUUUCGUGGUCGCGUAUCAUACCCCUCGGUGGUCGGAAGGAUCCCGUCAAUCCUAAAGGCAUCGAAUUCUACUCGAACUUCAUCGACGCGCUUCUCGCCAACAACAUCGUUCCGUUUGUGACCUUGUACCACUGGGAUCUUCCUCAAGCUUUGCAUGAUCGCUAUGGAGGCUGGCUUAACAAGGACGAGAUCGUCCAGGAUUAUGCGAACUAUGCCAAAGUAUGCUUCGAGGCAUUUGGCGACCGUGUAAAGCAUUGGUUGACCAUCAAUGAACCUUGGUGUGUGGCCAUUCUAGGCUACGGUCGCGGAGUCUUCGCCCCCGGCCGAUCGAGUGACCGUACCCGGUCCCCCGAAGGCGACUCUUCGACGGAGCCGUGGAUUGUUGGCCGCAACAUCAUCCUCGCUCACGCCCACGCAACAAAAGUAUAUCGCGAGCAAUACAAAACAAUCCAAGGGGGGCAAAUAGGCAUCACCUUAAAUGGCGAUUGGCAAAUGCCCUACGACGAUACUCCUGAGAAUGUGGAAGGCGCCCAAACAGCCCUUGAUUUCGCUAUCGGCUGGUAUGCGGACCCCAUCUACCUUGGACGAUACCCUGCCUCAAUGCAGCGAAUCCUGGGAGCGCGAUUGGCGCCGUUCACGCCGGAAGAAUGGAAACUCGUCCAUGGCUCGUCGGACUUUUAUGGGAUGAAUACCUAUACCACGAAUCUUUGCCGUGCGGGUGGAGACGAUGAAUUCCAGGGCUUGGUGGACUACACAUUUACACGACCAGACGGAACUCAACUUGGAACUCAAGCACAUUGUGCCUGGCUUCAGGACUACCCUGAAGGAUUCCGUUCUCUCUUGAACUAUCUCUGGAAGAGAUACCGCAAGCCUAUCUAUGUCACCGAGAAUGGAUUUGCCGUCAUGAACGAGAGUUCCAAGCCCCGCGAUGUCGCAGUAAACGACACCGAUCGCGUUAACUACUAUCGCGGGGUCACUGCUUGCAUGCAGGCUGCAAUCAACGAAGAUGGAGUGGAUGUGCGUGCGUAUUUAGCAUGGAGCUUAUUGGACAACUUUGAAUGGGCGGACGGUUACACAACUCGAUUUGGGGUAACUUACAUUGACUACGGAACCCAAGAACGCCUACCUAAGGCCUCUGCGUCGUUUGUGUCGAAGUGGUUUAGCGAACGGGUUCCCCCACCCGCGCCACUCAAACAUCUGUCAUCGUCUGGGAGCACCACUCUCAGCACGACCACCAUCUCCUCCAAAGUGCCCAGUGUUGCUGGUGCUUCCGCCGUUUCUCUCAACCACCCGAAUAUCCUGCAGCAGCUCAAGGCCUGGGUCGCCAAGUACAUCGUCGCCCUGCUGUCGCUUGUCAAGUUGAAACGGAGAUGA
Molecule: messenger RNA, 1632 nt
Organism: Mycena indigotica
Lineage: Eukaryota; Fungi; Basidiomycota; Agaricomycetes; Agaricales; Mycenaceae
Product: Glycoside hydrolase family 1 protein
Exons: 16
Coding region: 1-1632 (543 amino acids)
Biological process (GO): carbohydrate metabolic process
Molecular function (GO): beta-glucosidase activity
Source: RefSeq, a predicted model, not a curated record